This is a messenger RNA of Helianthus annuus (common sunflower), 1197 nucleotides long. Its product is annotated as syntaxin-125. The transcript has a single exon. Gene Ontology annotation, molecular function: SNARE binding; SNAP receptor activity. Gene Ontology annotation, biological process: vesicle fusion; intracellular protein transport; exocytosis. The record is from RefSeq and is a predicted model, not a curated record. NCBI's taxonomy places the organism in Eukaryota, Viridiplantae, Streptophyta, Magnoliopsida, Asterales, Asteraceae. Bases 181 to 1086 code for a protein of 301 amino acids. Gene Ontology annotation, cellular component: SNARE complex; endomembrane system; plasma membrane.
UGAUUAUCGAUUUCAUUUGAUACUUGGCGAAACAUUCAAUUCUUUUCAACUUUUCUUAUCCUUCUUCUUCCUUAAAUAAUCUUUUCUUGGAAGAAGAAGGAAAGAUUUGUCCAACUUGCAGACUUCCUAUUAAAAUUUUCACUUUUCUUAAGACUAAAGUGAAUCACAUUAGACGUCAAGAUGAAUGAUUUGUUCUCCCAAUCUUUUAAGCAAUAUGAAGAUAAUGACUUGGAGGCGGGGCGCGGCGGUGGCGGGAGUGACAAUCCCGAUCUUGACAAAUUCUUCGAAGAUGUCGAGAGUGUCAAGGAAGACAUGGAUGGAGUCGAGAAACUCUACAAGAGGCUACAAGAGGCGAAUUCGGAGAGCAAAACGGUCCAUAAUGCCAAUGCCAUGAAGCAACUCCGGUCCAAGAUGGACUCAGAUGUCUCUCAAGUGCUGAAGCGUGUACGAGUCAUCAAAGGCAAGAUUGAGGCGCUUGAUAAGGCUAACAUCGCCAACCGCAAGCUCCCUGGUUGUGGGCCUGGCUCGUCAACUGACAGAACUCGUACAUCGGUUGUUAGUGGUUUGGGGAAGAAGCUUAAGUCUUUGAUGGAUGACUUUCAAUCAUUGCGAACCCGCAUGAAUGAUGAGUACAAGGAGACUGUUGCUAGAAGAUACUUUACAAUUACGGGUGAGAAACCAAGUGACGACGUUAUUGAAGAUCUCAUCGCUAAUGGGGAAGGGGAAGAUUUCAUGCAAAAAGCCAUCCAAGAUCAAGGUCGCGGUCAAGUUAUGGACACUAUCAACGAAAUUCAAGAAAGGCAUGAUUCUGUGAAAGAAAUAGAAAAAAAUUUGAUGGAACUCCAUCAAAUUUUCUUGGACAUGGCCGCACUAGUUGAGGCCCAGGGGCAACAACUGAACGAUAUUGAGAGCCACGUAGGGCACGCAAGUUCAUUUGUGCACCGCGGGACUGAACAACUAGUUGAGGCAAGAGAACUGCAAAAGAACUCGAGGAAAUUCACCGUCAUCGCGAUCUUCCUUAUUAUCCUUCUUAUAAUCGUCAUACUUUAUCCAGUUUGGUUCCCAAUGCUGAUAAAUAGCUUCUAAGAUGAGUUAAGAUACUGGGUGGAAGAAGUCAAUUAUGUUUUCGCGGACUUUGUCCCUUAUUAUUGUGCCUUGAAAACAAUUCGUGUUUAUGUUUUCAUUUUCUAAAGAGGU